GAGACAAACCUGUUCAUUAUUGGCCAAGUUGAUGUUAGGUAGUGUUUUGUUUUAAAAAAUAAUAAAUAAUGCUGUUUAAAAUUCUAACAAUUUGUAUCCUGGCAACGACAUGCCAUGGCUUGUACGAAUUUCAUCAUCAUCACCCACAUCAUCUGGCGGUGUCGCACCAGCAGGUGAACAAGCACGAUGGUCCCAGUCACCCUGUCCUCGUUCAUCACGCUCCGGUGCAUCACUUGCCCAUUCACCACGAAUCUAUUCACCACGAGCCCAUUCAUCAUUUGCCGUUAUUGCAUCAUUUGCCAGUUCAUCACUUGCCAGUGCCUUACGCAGCCCACCAUGAUCAUUACUCAUUUCCUGAGUAUAACUUCGCCUAUAGCGUCCAUGAUCAUCACACAGGCGAUGUGAAAUCCCAGCAUGAGUUCCGUCACGGAGAUGUGGUGAAGGGAGGCUACGAACUGAUAGAACCCGACGGUAGAUACAGGAAGGUGGAAUACAAAGCUGAUGACCAUACUGGUUUUAAUGCUGUUGUUCAUCAUUCGUCUCCCCAUCAUCACGUCCAUGUCUCUCAGCAUCAUAUUUAAUAACUUUCAUUAUCGAUAGAAACAUAAUGACAACUAUACGCAAAUAUGGUUAAACGUACUUUAUAAAUUAGUUGAAAAUAAAUAUACUUUACAAAUGU
Papilio polytes (common Mormon) is the source of this 679-nucleotide messenger RNA. It is a transcript of the gene CPR82, whose product is annotated as histidine-rich glycoprotein-like. The record is from RefSeq and is a predicted model, not a curated record. Gene Ontology annotation, cellular component: extracellular matrix. The transcript has 4 exons. The coding region runs from base 69 to 581 and encodes 170 amino acids. Lineage: Eukaryota; Metazoa; Arthropoda; Insecta; Lepidoptera; Papilionidae.